Molecule: messenger RNA, 1016 nt
Organism: Drosophila grimshawi
Lineage: Eukaryota; Metazoa; Arthropoda; Insecta; Diptera; Drosophilidae
Product: NIF3-like protein 1
Exons: 2
Coding region: 86-937 (283 amino acids)
Cellular component (GO): cytoplasm; mitochondrion
Source: RefSeq, a predicted model, not a curated record
GCAGCACUUAAUGCAAAAUGAAGAAGAAAUAAGAGUCCGAAACAUUUAUUCAUAAAAUAAGAUCUGUUAGAGAUUGAGUUUAUAUAUGCUAAGUUGCGUGGCCGUUGUGAGAAGCAUGACCAAGCAAGGAUGUGGCAUGGAUUUAAUGCAGGUGGUCAAGCAGUUGGAGAGAUUUGCCCCCACAACCCUAGCAGAGAAAUGGGACAACGUGGGUCUUCUGAUCGAACCAGCAAAAGAUAAAGUAGUACAGAAAAUUCUGCUGACCAAUGAUCUGACGGAGCCGGUGAUGAGCGAAGCUGUUGAUAAGAAAGUGGAUCUGAUUAUUAGUUAUCAUCCGCCCAUCUUUAAGCCGCUGACACGCAUCACAAUGGGCCAUUGGAAGGAGCGAGUGGUGGCCUCUUGUCUGGUUAACAACAUAGCACUCUACUCACCCCACACGGCAUGGGACAAAAUACCAGGUGGCGUGAAUGAUUGGCUAGCCCAGGCUGUUGAUAUAGAGGACAUUAAACCGCUGAUCCCAGAACCGGGCGCUGAGCCAGAUACUGGUUCCGGCCGUCUAGUGAAGACCAACAUGCCCCUAGCCAAAAUUGUGAGUGCAUUGCAGGAGCAUAUUGAGAAUGAUGUGCACAUGGCCUGUGCCAAUGGCCAUAAUUCAAAUUUCAAUGUGAAAACGGUUGGCAUCUGUGCCGGCUCGGGUGGCUCGGUGCUGCAGGGUGUGCCGGCGGAUCUGGUCAUCACCGGCGAGAUGUCGCAUCACGAAGUGCUGGACUUUAAUCACAACGGCACCACGGUCCUGCUCUGUAAUCACAGCAACUCGGAGCGUGGAUUCCUUCGUCAAUUUCAGGGACAAUUCGUCGAUCGCUUGAAGGGCGCCUGUUCAGUGAUGAUAUCCGAAAUGGAUACGGAUCCAUUAACUACCAAGCAAAGGGCCAAUUAAGAAUCGAAACAACUCACCACAAUCGAAGUGGUUAACAUUUGCAUUUGUAUACAAGGAAAUACAAUUAAUUGAAAACUUA